Molecule: messenger RNA, 2002 nt
Organism: Melanotaenia boesemani (Boeseman's rainbowfish)
Lineage: Eukaryota; Metazoa; Chordata; Actinopteri; Atheriniformes; Melanotaeniidae
Gene: atpaf2
Product: ATP synthase mitochondrial F1 complex assembly factor 2
Exons: 8
Coding region: 420-1277 (285 amino acids)
Biological process (GO): mitochondrial proton-transporting ATP synthase complex assembly
Cellular component (GO): mitochondrion
Source: RefSeq, a predicted model, not a curated record
CUUUCUCAUUGGUCAAAUGAGUUCACCUUACGAAGUUCCUGAAAAUUCAUUGGCUUAACGUGCGGAAGACUUUACGUGAACAUUUGUGUGUAGUUUUUUCGUUGUUGUGUAAGGAUAAUUUGAUAUACUCAGAAAACUACAUUCCCCAAAUCUAAGCGUAUUUACGACGCCGUCUGUUACCGAAGGUCACACACGCGUGGUUUUGAAUGCAGGAGCUCCUAUGUGAUAGAGGAGAAACAAAUGGAAAAGCUCUGAACAGAAACAUAACGACUUUACAGUUAUUCUGAUUGAUAAAAAAAAACACCAUCUACGUGUAUAAUGUUGUAUCUUAUCUAGUGAGGAACUGCAAGAAACAGAUAGUUUUGCAGUCGUCUCUGUUUUCAGCUACAGUAGCCUCCCAUCUUCAGUUAAUUUGAAGUAUGUUUAGAGGCAUAGUUACGCUUCAAAGGCAGUUUAGAAAUGCCUUUUCUCUUUCUAAAGUGUGCCCAAGACGUCAGCUCACCAGGUGUACGCCAAAAUACUCCACAGCAUCAGUCGAAAGGAAGAAAUUUUAUCAAGAUGUAAGCAUAUCCCAAGGUGAAGAUGGUUUGUUUGAGAUAAACCUUGACCAGAGGAAACUGAAAACUCCAGGGGGAAAGCUGUUCACAGUGCCAAAUGAAGCCCUGGCCAUUGCCGUGGCAACCGAGUGGGAUGCUCAAAGAGACACACUCAAGUUCUACACCAUGCAUCUGACCACUCUGUGCAACACGGCUCUGGACAAUCCCACUCAGCGCGACAAGGAUCAAAUGAUCAAUGCUGCUCUGAAGUUUCUGGAGACGGACACCAUCUGUUACAGAGUAGAGGAACCUCCUGCUUUGGUUGAGCUACAGAAGAACGAAUGGGAUCCUGUGUUGCACUGGAUUGAAAACAGGUACAACGUCACAAUUGGCUCCUCUUCUAGUAUUUUGGGUCCUGAUAUUCCAGAGGCAACCAAAGACACGUUCCGACAACACCUCAGUUCAUACAGUCUCUGGUCCAUGACAGGACUUGAGUUUGUGAUCACCCAGCUGAAGUCUGUUGUGCUGUCACUGGGGAUGGUUGACAGACACCUGAGCGUGGAGCAGGCUGUGCUGCUGUCCAGACUGGAGGAGGAAUACCAGAUUCGACGGUGGGGAAAUGUGGAAUGGGCUCAUGACUAUGACAUGUAUGAGUUAAGGGCGCGGACUGCUGCAGGAGCUCUUUUUGUUCAACUCUCAUCUGAGACUUCAACUGUCAAACGCAAACUUAUGCAGGACUGAGAAGGACUAGGAUCACCCAUUGUCUCAUAGAUCAACAUGGAAGUCUUAGAAAACAUGCAGUGAAUCUACCCUGAAACAACCCAACCAUCUGAAUUUUUGAAUAGUUCUAUAUCCAGUUAUAUCCAACACACCAUAUUCAGAUUGCUCUAUUUAGCAGUGACAUCUGUUUUGUCAGUGAGCUGUAACAUUCAUCUCACUCCAGUAAAUCACACUGGUUGUCUUUUUUUUUCCCCCCCCCCCCCCCCCCCCCCAGAGUUGUAUAUGUGGCAGCUGCCAAGUGUGACUGUCUCCACGCUGUUUCUAGCCCGUUCUCAUUCUGGACACUGGCACGUGGCCUGAAGGCAGUGAAUGAUGAUAUUGUCUGUUUGGUGAUGGAUUGUUAAUUUCCGUGCCUGCUUUUUCAUGUAAGCAAAAUUUGAAUUCUGCAGAGCACAUAUUCUGACCUAACAGUAUAAAAAUCCCAUCCAAGCUAAAUGUGCUGUGAAGUGUUUGGUAGGAGCACACUGGAUGUGCAAAAUUAUUAUUAAAUUAGAUAUUCUGAAGGCAGUGAUUAAUUACUCAUGUUCAAUUAUGGUAUUUUUCUGGUAUGGUAGAAGGUAAAAAUUGGAAGUCUUUACAUCUAUUUUCUCUCCUCUGCACAAAAAGUGGACUACAUACUAUUUAACAAAAUGCACAAAACCCAGGGUUGACAUGGAUCAAAGGAAUAAAUGCAUACGAUUACCUGA